Molecule: messenger RNA, 1138 nt
Organism: Durusdinium trenchii
Lineage: Eukaryota; Dinophyceae; Suessiales; Symbiodiniaceae
Source: the annotation of a GenBank genome assembly
CAUGAAGUGUACGCGUUCUUUUGGGAGCGCAUGAUCCUUGAACUUUGACUUCCCAUGGCUGACAGUGGGGAGCCCCACAGGGCCCUGCCAGCAGCCUUUACGGCUUUGCGUGCCAGCGAUUUAGCGGAGCUUUCCGCGGCAGUGAGCGAUCCACAGGUGUGCAUGCAGUACCAGAUGGACUCACGCCAUGCGAGCUCCAUGGCCUCGGUCCUCACGUGUGCGGUGAUGAUUGCCAGCCGCGAGCCGAGGCCGCCAGCCCACUUGUGGGAAGUUGAUUGGCAGGCGCUGGGCAAAGAACUUGAACCACCACAGGCAUUUACUGAGAAGCUGAAAGACGCUGCAUUCCAGCUUAUGACUCGUGGUGGUCCCGGCGAAGGGGACCAAGAGAUGCACCGAGCCCUGUGGCGCGAAAUGAAUCGCACUCCUCAGGUGUGGUCGGGACCGGAGGCGGUGGCGAACUUGGGCCCGGGGGGCUCGGGGGGUGGUGGUUCUGGCACAAAGAGGUUGACCGGCGGCGUUGGUUGAUGUGUUUUUGUUUGGAAGGGAGGAAGGUUCGGUUUUGAGACUGGAAUCGAUUUGACACUGGUUUUUGUCGGUACUGUAAGCGCAAUAGAUCUUAUAUUGCAACAAAGCAGGCUGGGCGGGAACAUGGUGGAGCUGCUCCAGAAUGAGGCUCCUGGAUGGGCAGGUACUCCUUGCCAAACAAAGAUGGGAUGGCCUGACAAAAGCACUUUGGAAGAGGAUUUGAGGUGAUCUACCAGUUUCUGUCUUGCUUUUUUGGGGAAGGGCUUGCUUUGCCCAUUGCCCAGACCGACAAUGCAAGAUCCUUUUAAGUGCACACCAUCCAUGUACGUAAUUAUGACCCCCAGAUAUCGAUGGACAUCCAUUAACUACAUCCAGGACCCCCUGCUUGUUCUGUCUUUGGGGUGUUGUUGAAUUCCCCCCGAACAAAGUGGCGAAAUGAGUCGAAAAGGCGCAGGGGGUGUCUAUAUUCACCACCCCAUUCCUGGAAUGGUCCUAUGGUCCUUGUUCUAUUCACCACCACAUAUGAUGACCCGCCCUCGGAUUCUUUGGACCGGACCCUCUCAGCUGGAGCUCGCCCCGGACCUCUUCAGGCCGGGAGCCUUGCGAACUCCAA